AUGAAGCUCGCUUUCGGUUUUGCUCAGAAUCGAGUUCCACGCUGCAUCUCCAUCACCUUCCUCAAGGAAUGUGAAGCCAUUCUCGAAAUCGAUCGGAUUGUGGUUUGCCAUUUCAUCGCCUUCUUCUUCUGCGGUGGAAAACGCGAACAUGUCAUGUUGUGCGCGGCCCGCAUGCAGAAGAAAACGCGCGGCAGAAUGAGCCAUCGCGAGACAUGAUGACCGCGGUGAACUCCUUCAGCUUACAACCGACCGUGGUGAUGCGAUCUCCAGUGUUGUCUGUUGACAUCCGUGCCUACCCGUCCACCCACUCUUGUAUUGUGCCUGACGUUGUUGUGACAACACUACGCAUUGUCAAAACGCUACGUCACGAUGG
Molecule: messenger RNA, 373 nt
Organism: Ectocarpus sp. CCAP 1310/34
Lineage: Eukaryota; Phaeophyceae; Ectocarpales; Ectocarpaceae
Source: the annotation of a GenBank genome assembly